AUGACUGGGCCUUCUGGCACCGUUACUCCCAACGAGGAGAAGAGCUUUAGCUGGUCUCCUUCCUCGCAAGUUCCCCACUUCCUGCGCAACCAUUACAGGACGAGCAGCAAUGGCCACUCGACUCCAGGAUUCCCCUCUUCCGGCAACAACAGCGCUGCAUCCUCGGUCAUCCAUCUUCCCAAUUCCAAUUCCUACAGCUCGGGCAGCACAAGCGAGAAGACCGAGCCACCCUCGUCUUUCCAGACAGUCCCUGUCUUGGGAGCUCAAGCAGGGAACGCACAGUCGACGCAGCCAUCCUCGAUGGCAGGCACAGAAGACAUACGCUCGAAACAGGCGGGAAAGCAGAAGCACAGCCUUGCCUUUGGCUUCUUCAGCCUCCUUUCAGUCAUCCUGGCCGCCGUCGUGAUUGCAUUCGGAUGGAUCAACACGCCGCAGCAAAAGCUCUGCCUCGCCUUCGAAGACGACUUCUCCGGCCGAACCACGCUCAACACCGACAACUGGGAGUACGAGGUGAGGACCGACGGCUUCGGUAAUCAUGAGUUCGAGAUGACGACCACACAGUCCAACAACUCGUUCAUCGAAGAUGGCAAGCUCUACCUGGUCCCUACGCUCACCUCGGAUGAGAUCGGCGAGACUGCGAUCACGGGCAACUACACCUAUAGCCUCAACAGCACGUGCACCGCCUUUCCGCAGACCCAGGGCGCCUGCGAGACCAGCUCGAAUGCGACGCUCGGCACCGUCAUUCAGCCGAUCAAGUCGGCUAGGAUCCGCACCAAAGCUUCCAUCAGCAGGGGCAGGAUCGAGGUUCGCGCUCGUCUUCCCGUUGGCGAUUGGAUCUGGCCAGCGAUUUGGAUGAUGCCCGAAGACUCCGUCUAUGGAGAGUGGCCUCGCAGCGGCGAGAUCGACAUUGUCGAGUCCAAGGGCAACACAGUCCAGUCCCGCAAGGACCGAUACCAGAACUCGGUCACGUCGACGCUACACUGGGGACCCUCGGCGGCCACGGAUCGAUGGGGCCUCACCACUUCCAACUUCUCGGUUCCCCGUGACUACUUUUCCGAGGAUUUCCACACCUACGGCCUCGACUGGACCCCGACAUCUCUGACCACCUGGGUAGACAAGCCCAGCCGUCACAUCAUGACGCUCGACAUGAACCGCGACUUCUUCGCGUUCAGCCGUCUGUCGCACCUGCUCUGGAACGGCACUGCCAUUCAGGAUCCCUGGAACGGAAAAAAGGGCGCGCCGUUUGAUCAGAAAUUCUACCUGAUCCUCAACGUCGCUGUCGGAGGCACCAACGGCUACUUCAGUGAUGCCGAGCGCAACAAGCCUUGGCAGAACGCCGGCUCCAACCCUGUCGCAGACUUCUGGGCCGCAAGGACGCGAUGGCUUCCUUCGUGGCCGAGCGACCCCAAGAAGCGAGGCAUGGCCAUCGACUCGGUCAAGAUGUGGCAGCGUUGCUGA
This is a messenger RNA of Moesziomyces antarcticus, 1458 nucleotides long. RefSeq names its product concanavalin A-like lectin/glucanase. Bases 1 to 1458 code for a protein of 485 amino acids. NCBI's taxonomy places the organism in Eukaryota, Fungi, Basidiomycota, Ustilaginomycetes, Ustilaginales, Ustilaginaceae. Gene Ontology annotation, molecular function: hydrolase activity, hydrolyzing O-glycosyl compounds. The transcript has a single exon. Gene Ontology annotation, biological process: carbohydrate metabolic process. The record is from RefSeq and is a predicted model, not a curated record.